AUGACGUCAUAUAUGGGCAGUUUAGCACAGUUUAACGUCGAUGUCGACAGCUGGAAAAUAUAUCAGGAACAGUUGGAACAAUUUUUGGAAGUGAAUAAAAUUAAGGCUGAUUUAAAAAAAUCGGCAUUCAUAAGCUGUAUUGGUCAAGAUGCGUACAAGUUACUACGGGAUUUGUGUACACCAGAUCUACCAAAAAAUAAAAGUUUUGAAGAAUUGUGCACGUUGAUGGAAAAUCAUUUUACUCCGAAAAUAAACGUUUUCCGGGAGCGAAAUAAUUUUUAUAUGGCCAGUCAGCAGGAAGGAGAAUCAGUUGCGGAUUUUACGGCAAGAAUCAGAAAUUUAUCAACCAAUUGCAAUUUUGGUGGUGACAAACUUGAAGGUAUUUUAAUCGACAAAUUUGUUUUCGGAUUAAAAUCGGGAAAAAUUAAAGACAGAAUUUGUGAGGAAAAACCAACCAGUGAAACAACUUUUUCCCAAAUCGUCGAAAUUGCACUAGCAAAAGAAACUUACUUGGUCAACGAGACAGACCAAGUAAAUUGGAUCAAAAACAAAAAAAGUCAACAAGUUCGUAAAAAACAUUACACGUCGUCGACGGAACAUAAACAUGCUGGUCCGAGGUAUGCGGAACACGGUGAUCGAUGGGUAAAAAAUACAAGUGACCAAGGAGCGCAAAAACAUGGGCAAUUUCAAUCGAACGGAGGCAGCAAAAAUUUCAAGGGCAAGGAUCAAGGUGUCGGGGCAUUAGAGAAAAGUCAAUGUAAGGUGUGCGGUAAACGACACACAGGUAUGCAAAAUUGUAGAUAUAAAAAUUACCGUUGUAAUUUGUGUGGUACUAUAGGACAUUUGGCUAGGGUAUGUAACAAAUCGAAAACUACAAAUUUUUUGAAUGUAGAGUCGACAGAAAACGAUAUUCAUGAAAGUGUAAUUUAUAAUAUACAAACGAACGAAUUAAAACCGAUUAUUGUAGACAUACAAAUCAAUAAUAUUAAAUUAAAGGCACAAUUAGAUUCAGGUUCAGGUUUAACAGUAAUUUCGGAAAAAACAUUCCGCGAAUUAUUCGAUACAAACAUAAUUUUAAAAAAGAUUUUUAAAAAUGUUAGCGGCUAUACAGGUGAAAAAAUUAACGUUUUAGGUUUCUUUUUAGCAGACAUGUGUUUCAGAGGUAAGACUUGCGAAUUUUUUAAAAUUUUUGUUGUGGAGAAAGGAGGUCCAAAUUUAGUAGGCAGAGAUUUCAUGGAAAAAUUUAACAUAAAAUUAACCAAUAUUAAUAUGUUAGAUGAUACCGAAAUUAAUUUGAAACAAUUAAAAAAUAAAUAUUCAAAAUUGUUUAAUGAUGACAUGGGUAAAUUUGUGUAUGAAAAAUUUAAGAUUAGGUUGAAGGAUGAUGCUACGCCAAUAUUUUUCAAACCAAGACAGAUUCCGUUUGCGUUUAAGGACAAGGUAGAAGAACAGUUAUGCAGAUUAGAAAAAUUAGGUGUAAUUUCCCAGGUUGAGUCGAGCGAAUGGGGAAGUCCGUUAGUUCCAAUUUUAAAAAGUGAUGGAAAAAUUAGAUUAUGUGCGGAUUACAAAGUCACGGUUAAUAAGUUUGUACAGGACGUUAAAUAUCCGUUACCUAGAAUUGAAGAAAUUUUUCAAAAAGUUAGUAAAGGAAAAAAAUUUAGUAAAAUUGAUCUUAGCGAAGCGUAUAACCAAUUAGAGUUAGACGAAGAGUCUUCGAAAAUUUUAACGUGGAGCACUCAUAAAGGGCUUUUCAAAAUACAUAGGUUGCCAUAUGGUGUCGCGCCGGCAAGCGCAAUAUUUCAAAAAUUAAUAGAGCAACUUUUCCAAGGUCAUGAAGGUGUAGCUAAUUUUUUGGAUGAUAUUAUAAUUACCGGGCAAAACAAUAGGGAGCAUUUAAAAAAUUUAGAUAAAGUAUUUAACAUUUUGUAUGAAUCUGGUUUUAAAGUUAAAUUAUCGAAAUGUGAAUUUUUCAAAAGUGAAAUUGAGUAUUUGGGUCAUAUUAUUUCAGCGGAAGGCUUACGCAAAUGUGAAAAUAAAAUUAGAGCGAUUGUAGACGCGCCAGCACCUUGUAAUAUAACUCAAGUAAAAUCAUUCGCGGGUAUGGUAAAUUAUUAUUCCAAAUUCUUACCGAACGUUUCGAUUAUUAUGAGACCUAUUUAUAAUUUACUAACGAAGAACAAACAUUUUAGUUGGACUCGGGACUGUCAAAUAGCUUUUGAUAAAAUUAAGGAAUUGAUUAUUUCAGAUAAUGUUUUAGUACAUUUUAAUUCGAAUUACCCAAUUAUUUUGUCAACGGACGCAUCUAAUGAGGGUAUCGCGGGUUGUUUAUCGCAUAUAAUGCCGGACGGCAGUGAGCGACCAAUUAGUUUUAUCUCAAGAACAUUAGUGCCGGCGGAAAACAACUAUUCCGUCACUGAUAAAGAGGCUUUAGCAAUUUAUUGGUCGGUCAGGAAAUUAUUUCAAUAUUUACAAAAUCAAAAGUUUACUAUUAGAACUGAUCAUAAGCCAUUAAUUGGGAUUUUAGGAGAAAAUAAAAAUAUACCGACCAUGGCUUCAGCAAGGUUUCAGAGAUGGGCAGUUUUCUUGGCCGGAUUUCAGUAUACACUCGAGUAUAUCAAGGGAAACGAUAAUUGUACUUCGGAUUUACUAUCGAGAUUACCUAUAAAAGGGAAAUAUGUCGUUUCGGUUGAUAGUGAACCGCAGAGCACAUAUAUGGCAUUUAUUGAAUCCGAGUAUUUUCCGAUAAACCAUAAUACGAUUAAAUUACAAUCUAAUAGGGAUAAAGUCAUUAGCAAAGUAUACUAUUAUGUGACUCAUGGGUGGCCGAAAUCGAUUAGUGAUGAUAUCAAGCCAUAUAAGGACAGGCACACCGAUUUAUCUGUUGAGCAAGGCUGUUUAAUGUUAGGAUACAGAGUGGUAAUACCGAGUAAAUCACGUAAACAAAUUUUAGACGAGUUACACAGUACGCAUUUAGGUAUAGUAAAAAUGAAAGCAGUUGCGAGAUCGUAUGUUUGGUGGCCUAAGAUUGACGCACAUAUAGAAAAUUUAGUUAAAUCCUGUAAGUAUUGUAUGCAGUUAAGACAAAAUCCAAAGAAGUCAGAGCUAAUUCCAUGGAGCAGACCGAGCGGUGUAUGGCAGAGAAUACACAUAGAUUUUUUCGGUCCGUACCAUAAUAGUUAUUUUUUGGUAGUUUUAGAUGCGUAUUCGAAGUGGUUGGAGGUAAAAGAGAUGAGAAAUAUAACGACGGACAACACUAUUGUGGAACUGCGGGAGAUAUUUGGUAGAUGGGGGUUACCUGUAACAUUAGUGUCGGAUAACGGCGCUCAAUUAACGUCACAUAUAUUUACAACGUUUUUAAAAAGUAAUGGCAUAGUUCACUUACGCACAGCUCCGGGACACCCAGCUACAAACGGUGCGGCAGAAAAUGCGGUUAAAACAACAAAGCAUGCCUUAUCAGCUGCUUUAGCGGAUAAUAAAAAUAAAAAUGUACCCAAAUCAGUCAUAUUAAACAAAUUUCUAUUAGGUUAUAGAAAUGCGCCACAUUCUACUACAGGAGAGUCUCCGUCAGUUUUGAUGUUGGGUAGGAAAUUACGUUGUAGAUUAGAUUUAUUGUAUAAAUCGGAUGAGGAAGUUGUGCGUGAAAAGCAAGAUAAGUCAAUUAAAAAUUACAAUGGCAGUCAGAAUAAAAUAUUUAAGGAAAGUGACGAGGUGAUGAUUAAAUUUUACAAACAAGGGGGUAAGGAAUCUUGGAUAAAAGCUAUAGUGAAGAAAGUACUAGGUACUAAGAGAUAUGAAUGCGAAUCGAACGAUGGUAAAACAUUUAUUAGACACGUUGAUCAAAUUAUUGAUGCUACAAUAGUUGAAACGGACUCACAAAAAUAUGAUAGCGAAAAUGAGGUAGUUAAUUCCACGGUUAGGAACGAUAAUAAAAUUAAAAAAAGAAUGAUAAACGUACCAAGCAAAUUAAAAGAUUUCAUUUUAAAUUAA
This is a messenger RNA of Macrosiphum euphorbiae (potato aphid), 3987 nucleotides long. NCBI's taxonomy places the organism in Eukaryota, Metazoa, Arthropoda, Insecta, Hemiptera, Aphididae. The record is from the annotation of a GenBank genome assembly.